AUGUUGCAGACCGAUAGCAACAAGCCACUCCAGACAUACGUCCGCGAAGUCCCCGUGACUUGCGAAAGAAUCCCAUAUAUCUCGUCCGAGGAGAAAGAGCUCGUCAAUCCUGGCACCGCGCGUGCCAAUUUUGCACCUACAGUUGAAGCGCCCCAAAGGACUCAGUCUGGCGGAUGGGCCGCAAAGCAUCGUCGCGAAACAGUUCUGCAACAGCAUGUCAAUUACUUCGAUCCGGACGGAGACGGGGUAGUCUGGCCGCUUGACACAUACCGCGGCUUCCACAACCUCGGGUUCAACAUCAUUCUCAGCCUACUUGCCGUAUUCAUCAUCCACGCUAACUUCUCCUACCCAACAUCUCCAAGUCUAUUACCAGACCCAUUCUUCCGCGUGCGGGUGGCUGACAUUCAUAAGGCGAAGCACGGCAGCGACACGGGCGCCUACGACAACGAGGGUCGCUUUCUCCCGCAGAAGUUUGAAGACAUCUUCUCCAAGUAUGCCGCUGAUGGAAAAAGUUUGAACAAGUGGGAAAUCUGGAACAUACUCAAGGGGCAGCGUGUCCUCCUCGAUCCCAUUGGCUGGUUCGGUGCAUUCUUCGAAUGGCUUUCGUUGUACAUCCUACUUUGGCCUGAUGAUGGCGCCGUCAGAAAAGAGGAUGUUAGGCGCGUCUAUGAUGGCAGCAUUUUCCCGGAAUUGUCGAUGCGGAGGUCUGGGAAGAGUAAAGCGGACUGA
This is a messenger RNA of Postia placenta MAD-698-R-SB12, 729 nucleotides long. RefSeq lists its product as hypothetical. The record is from RefSeq and is a predicted model, not a curated record. The transcript is spliced from 4 exons. The coding region runs from base 1 to 729 and encodes 242 amino acids. Gene Ontology annotation, molecular function: monooxygenase activity; calcium ion binding. NCBI's taxonomy places the organism in Eukaryota, Fungi, Basidiomycota, Agaricomycetes, Polyporales, Adustoporiaceae.